AUGCCCUCUACACUGGAGUACUUAAAGAAACACACUGUCGUGGUUGGUGAUACUGGAGAUUUCGAAUCUAUGAAACAGUAUCUUCCGGUCGAUUCUACAACAAAUCCUUCGUUAAUCUUGUCUGCAUGCAAAUUACCACAAUAUUCUCAUCUAUUGGAUUCUGCGAUUGAAUAUGCGAAGAAACAAAAAACGUUAAAUGAACAAGUUGAAACGGCAUUAGAGAGGGUAUUUGUUUUAUUUGGAUGCGAAAUCUUGAAAGUUGUUCCUGGACGUGUGUCUACCGAAGUAGAUGCUCGCUAUUCGUUUAGUAUACAAAAACAAGUUGAAACAGCUCGUCGUCUUAUUGCAAUGUAUGAAGAAUUAGGUGUAUCAAAGGAACGCAUCUUAAUUAAGCUCAGUUCUACAUGGGAAGGCAUCAAGGCGGCAGAAAUACUCGAAUCUCAAUAUGGAAUACAUUGUAACCUAACAUUGAUGUUCUCGUUUUAUCAGGCUGUGGCGUGUGCUGAAGCUAAGAUUACCUUGAUUUCACCAUUUGUUGGACGCGUUCUAGAUUGGUAUACAACCAAGCACGGUAAGAAAGAAUUUACGCGGCAAGAUGAUCCCGGUGUCAAGUUGGUUACACGCAUUUACAACUAUUAUAAAGCUCAUGGUUAUAAAACACAGAUAAUGGGAGCUUCAUUUAGAAAUGUUAAUCAAAUUCUUGGCUUAACUGGAUGUGAUUUGUUGACAAUAGCGCCCAGUUUAUUAGAAGAAUUAAGCAAAAUGUCUGAGGAACCUUCUGUAUGCCUAAGUGUAGAGAAAGCUAAGUCAUCCAAUGAUUGUUAUAGCCCUGAACAUCCACUUACAGAGGAAGAGUUUCGUUGGCAAAUGAAUGAAGAUGAAAUGGCCAGUGAUAAAUUGACUGAUGGUAUUCGGCGUUUUGCUAAAGACUCAAUGAUUUUAGCUGACCUAAUUAAAACACAUAUUGAACAGAAAUAG
This is a messenger RNA of Heterobilharzia americana, 978 nucleotides long. The record is from the annotation of a GenBank genome assembly. NCBI's taxonomy places the organism in Eukaryota, Metazoa, Platyhelminthes, Trematoda, Strigeidida, Schistosomatidae.